Caenorhabditis remanei is the source of this 231-nucleotide messenger RNA. RefSeq lists its product as uncharacterized. Bases 1 to 231 code for a protein of 76 amino acids. The transcript is spliced from 2 exons. Gene Ontology annotation, molecular function: 7S RNA binding. NCBI's taxonomy places the organism in Eukaryota, Metazoa, Nematoda, Chromadorea, Rhabditida, Rhabditidae. Gene Ontology annotation, biological process: SRP-dependent cotranslational protein targeting to membrane; negative regulation of translational elongation. The record is from RefSeq and is a predicted model, not a curated record. Gene Ontology annotation, cellular component: signal recognition particle, endoplasmic reticulum targeting.
AUGACAUACUUCACAAGCUGGGACGAAUUCGCAAAAGCUGCUGAAAGACUGCACAGUGCGAAUCCAGAAAAGUGCAGAUUCGUCACCAAAUACAAUCACACAAAGGGGCAACUUGUUCUGAAGCUCACCGACGAUAUUGUCUGCCUUCAAUACAGCACAAACCAGUUGCAAGACGUGAAAAAGCUGGAGAAACUAUCGUCAACCCUUCUUCGCAGUAUUGUUACUCAAUAA